Messenger RNA from Acanthaster planci (crown-of-thorns starfish), 2844 nucleotides. RefSeq lists its product as uncharacterized. Gene Ontology annotation, biological process: protein refolding; response to heat. Gene Ontology annotation, cellular component: cytoplasm; nucleus. NCBI's taxonomy places the organism in Eukaryota, Metazoa, Echinodermata, Asteroidea, Valvatida, Acanthasteridae. The record is from RefSeq and is a predicted model, not a curated record.
CGUACAUCAUUUAUAUUUAAUAAGUUUUUUGAAUACCAUGUAUUGCUGCGGUAUUGCCUACAUCUGUGUAAACUGUCUAAGUCAGCAGAUUAUGCUUCAUCUUUUUUCAUCAGCAUCUGUUACUUGGAGCACAGUUGCGGCAAAAAGUUUACAUACACUUGGUAGAAAAACAGUUUUCCUCAAUUUUUCGUUGUUUGAAAUAUUUCUAAACAAUCAUUUUGUGAAAAUUUACAUUUACCCCCUUGUUGCCGUCACGUUCCAAAAACAAUUCGGAAAGUGGUCCACUGCAAUUGUGAGAUGUGAUAAAAAUGCAGAAAGUGGCACUAAAUAUUUGAGCUGGAGAAUGUAAAAGUUUGAUUUUGUUUGUAAAUAUAAAUGUGAAUCAUAUAUAUGUGUCUGGAUGUUUUUAUUUAUUUAAUUAAUUUAUGUCAGUUUUUGGCCAGUUGUCAGAAAUGUUGCAAAAUGAUUAUGGAAUGCACAGACAGAUUUGUGAGUCUAUCGUUGCCUCUUUAUCGGAGGUGUUAGGUUUCAGAUGUGAUCUUAGUCAAUGCUAUACACAAGACGCGUGGCCUGCAUAUGCACCUGUCGUGUGAUGCAGCGGAACGUCACUGAAACGUUUCCAGAAUACUUACCGAUUGGCCAUCAAUUGUUAUAAAUAGAAACAAGAACUUUGAACUAUUUGCAGUUGUAUUUGUAGCGAAUGUGAAACGAAACAGUAGCUUUCGUUACGCAUGUAAAACGUUUCUAGGAACAAAAUUACAUAAAAGGGACACUACACGGGUUGUAGCACAUCAUUGUUUGAGGCAUCUUGUGAGGUUCGCUGUUUCAUUAAGCAAUUUUCUUCUAAGAGUCUCCUAGUCAAAAUCUUCUCCUUCAAAACAUUGUUGAAGUUUUUGCGUCAACUAUAACGUCGUAGGCUACUGCAAUAUAACCUCGUUCGACUUCAGCUCUUGUGUAUCAUCCCUGUGAGGCGCACGUUUGACGGUCUCUGCCCCAACAUGGCACCCAGUGAGAAGAAAAAAGGGAGUCCUCUUGACUGCAAGUCUCAUCGAGACCGACAUCAUCAUCAUCGUCACCACCAUCCUCCUCCUCUGGGUCAUGCUCCACCUCUAGCAGGUCACCCUCCCCACCCUGGCUUUCUCGGACCGCCUGGCUUCGCGGAGGAUUGGGAUCCUCACUUCCCACCCCACCGCCACUUCCCUGGUGGUCCUGCCCAUCACUUCCGGUUUGAACCAGGCCCGUACGGCCCAGGACGCUGGCCUGGAGACCCAAGAAGACACUGGUGGGAUGGUUCUUCGGAUGAUGAAGAGGCGACAGGUGCGCCAUGGUGGUGGGCCGAUGAAGGAGACUGUCCCGAGAGACGGCAUCCACCGAGGCCCGGAGACCGACGUGGUCGCGGAGGAUUCUGGCACCGUGGAUUAGGCCUUGGAUUUGGCCGUCGCAUGUGGGGCCCGCCCGGUGGGUUCGGUCGGGGAGGCUUCGGUCCCGCCGUCGGCUUUGGCCGUGGACCCCUGCCUCACGGCUUUGAUUUGAUUUCCCAUCUACCAGCCCAUCCCUGGGAUGGAGACAGCGACAGCACCAGCAGCGAGGAUGAGGCGGAGUCCGACUUCGAAGCAACCUUCCACCUCGGGCAGUACAAGAAGAAGAACAUCAGUGUCAGACUGGCUGGCAGGCAUCUGUUGGUUGAGGCCAAGGCAAGAGAGAGGCAGGGCUCUAGAGGGCGCAAAGGAAGCUGCAGAAGAUACUUCGCGGAGCAACGCAUCCUGCCCAAGACAGCUGAUUGGUGCAGAAUGACCGCCUCCUUGAGUUUAGACGGGCUGCUGACCAUCAGGGCGCCACCACGGGCGGGCGAGGCCAACGAAAACGCGGGUAACUGCGAUCGAAUAGUCCAGGUACGAGACGAGAGGUCAGCAGACGCCGAGCUGGAGGAACAGAUGAACUCCGAUGGUGAUGCACACGACCAAGACAGCGCAAGAGACGAGUAGGAAGAAACACACGUUGACUUUUGUGACUGCCAUGUAGAAAAUCAGCAAACUAAUUAGAUUUCCAUUGAAGAGGUCGAGUUAUUACGAGGUACACCAUUGAAAUCAGUAGCUUGGGAGGCUGCCGAGCAGUUUUAUUCCUGACGUGAACUUCCAUUUUUAAUCAAAUCUACUCAUCUAUUCCAAAGAAAAAAUGAAAAAAUAUUACUAUUGGCCUGGAACAUUUUCUAGAAAAAUUGACUUAUUUGUGUAAAUACUUUGAUAUCGAUCAAGCUUAGAAUGGCUAAAUCGAGUGUCUAUUAAAAAAUACAAUCUACUUGUACUAAGGCUUGCUUUAGAACUUGUGCUCCAAAAAAGUAUAGAUUUCAUCUGUUUCUGUGAACUCUUGUACUAUGGAGUUUUAAUAGGUUAAAUAUAAUCGCUAAAUCAGCUACAUCUUCGUAUAUUUCUGAACUACAUGUAUAAUACUUGUGCGUAAAAUUCGGCAAGACUUGUAAACUUUUGGAUAUUUGAGCAAGUUGCUCUAUGUAAGAAAAUAAUUUUUUCUUAGAAACACUUUUAAAGUCUGAAUUUAGAUUGGCUCGUGAAAAACACAAGCUUAAACACUUCAUUUUAUGUAAAUACCUUAAUUGUUAAUCAGUGGAAUGAAAUCACUGAGAAAUUACGGCUUUAUACAGUUUAUACAAUGCUUUGACGCGAACCUAGUUUUCAAAGAAUAGUUGUGAUGUUUUUUCUUUAAACAAUUCAUUUAAGAUUUUAUUCAGUUUUUCAUUCAGUUUUUUUCAGAAACCUGAAAUGUAAUAAAAAUUUAGCUGUUAAUGUUUGCAACCUGAAAUAAUUGUACACACAUGUGAAUAUCUCA